This is a messenger RNA of Miscanthus lutarioriparius, 210 nucleotides long. The record is from the annotation of a GenBank genome assembly. NCBI's taxonomy places the organism in Eukaryota, Viridiplantae, Streptophyta, Magnoliopsida, Poales, Poaceae.
GUAGAUGACCUAAGAACUAACCUAACCACCAUAAACGAUGCAACAAAGGAGGUCAAAGAGUCUCUGAAGCGACAGAUAAUGCAGACCAUUCUCACACUGGGGAAUGCACUAAAUCAAGGGACAGCACGAGGUAUUUUAGGAAGGUGCUUCUAUGCUUCACCUCUGAGUUCCACCAACCUAAAGCACAAAGUCAAGAGUGAAUUUGAAUGA